This is a messenger RNA of Fraxinus pennsylvanica, 1464 nucleotides long. The record is from the annotation of a GenBank genome assembly. NCBI's taxonomy places the organism in Eukaryota, Viridiplantae, Streptophyta, Magnoliopsida, Lamiales, Oleaceae.
AUGGGUAAGGAGAAGGUUCACAUUAACAUUGUGGUCAUUGGCCACGUUGACUCCGGAAAGUCUACCACUACCGGUCACUUGAUCUACAAGCUUGGUGGUAUUGAUAAGCGUGUCAUUGAAAGGUUCGAGAAGGAGGCUGCUGAGAUGAACAAGAGGUCAUUUAAGUAUGCCUGGGUGCUCGACAAGCUCAAGGCUGAGCGUGAGCGUGGUAUUACCAUUGAUAUAGCCUUGUGGAAGUUCGAGACCACCAAGUACUAUUGCACUGUCAUUGAUGCUCCUGGACAUCGUGACUUUAUCAAGAACAUGAUUACUGGUACCUCGCAGGCUGAUUGUGCUGUCUUGAUCAUCGAUUCCACAACUGGUGGUUUUGAAGCUGGUAUCUCCAAGGAUGGCCAGACCCGUGAGCAUGCUUUACUUGCUUUCACCCUCGGUGUCAGGCAGAUGAUUUGCUGCUGCAACAAGAUGGAUGCCACCACACCAAAAUACUCCAAGCCUAGAUAUGAUGAAAUUGUGAAGGAAGUUUCUUCCUACAUCAAGAAGGUUGGGUACAACCCUGACAAGAUUCCAUUUGUCCCUAUUUCUGGUUUUGAGGGUGACAACAUGAUUGAGAGGUCCACCAACCUCGACUGGUACAAGGGCCCAACCCUGCUAGAAGCCCUUGACCAGAUUCAGGAGCCCAAGAGGCCCUCAGAUAAACCUCUUCGACUCCCACUUCAGGAUGUAUACAAGAUUGGUGGUAUUGGUACUGUCCCAGUUGGUCGUGUGGAGACUGGUGUCAUCAAGCCUGGUAUGGUUGUCACCUUCGGUCCCACUGGAUUGACCACUGAAGUUAAGUCUGUUGAGAUGCACCACGAAGCCCUUCAGGAGGCUCUCCCUGGAGAUAAUGUUGGUUUCAAUGUGAAGAAUGUUGCUGUCAAGGAUCUCAAGCGUGGUUAUGUGGCCUCUAACUCCAAGGAUGAUCCUGCUAAGGGAGCUGCUAGCUUUACCUCUCAGAUUGACAGACGAUCUGGUAAGGAGCUUGAGAAGGAGCCUAAGUUUUUGAAGAACGGUGAUGCUGGUAUUGUGAAGAUGAUUCCAACCAAGCCCAUGGUGGUGGAGACUUUCUCCGAGUACCCACCUCUUGGUCGUUUUGCCGUUAGGGAUAUGCGUCAGACUGUUGCUGUUGGAGUCAUCAAGAAUGUUGAUAAGAAGGAUCCAUCCGGUGCCAAGGUUACCAAAGCUGCUGCCAAGAAGGGUGCGAACUCUGGCGACUCCUAUAGUGGUUGGGUGCAGUGGGUACGGUGGUGGUGGGUGCUGUGGUUGGGUGUUGAGGCGUGCUGUGGUUGCGGUGAGUGGGGAUGUUUGAGUGGUUUUAGUGGCGGUGGCGGAUCGGGUUGCUUGAUGGUGGAUCGAGAUUUGGUGACUGUUCUGUGGAGGUGUUGGUGGCUGUGCUAUGGAGGUGAGGUGGUGGAUCUGGCUGCUUGA